Physcomitrium patens is the source of this 2481-nucleotide messenger RNA. NCBI's taxonomy places the organism in Eukaryota, Viridiplantae, Streptophyta, Bryopsida, Funariales, Funariaceae. The record is from RefSeq and is a predicted model, not a curated record.
GGAAGGCUCCAUAAACCAUUGCACCCAUUUCUACUGCGAUGGCGUCGCGUUUAGAAUCGUGAGCCGGAGCUCGGAGGAGAAAGGAGAGGAGGCAGGGGAUUGACUGAGGCCGAUGUUUUGGGAACUUUGUUUUUUCGGUGAAGGAGUGCGGAGUUCACUCAUGAUCGGGGAGAAUGGUGUGUGGGAGAGCGGAGUUUUGAGUGAUUGAUGGUAAAGCAUGAGGGAGAGCAGGGAGGAAUGGCGAGGCCGCUAUGGCGGCCUGGUCACGGGGGUGAGCUUCUUACGUCGCCUGUUGUGGAUGUUUGGGAGCAACAGCGGUGGUGCGAAGCGGUACCGUGGAGAGAAGGAGAAGGAGAAGAGAGUGAGCGCAGGAGGAGGAUUAGGAGGAGGCGGAGGUGGGGGGCUUUCGUUGAGUUCGAGUUCGCGGAGAGUGGCCGGGAUGUGGAUGGCGUUGGGGAUCAUCGGCUUGUCUGUGUUGAUGCUGUUGAACAAUGCGACUAUGAUUGGACAGCACGUGGAGAUGAGCUUGAACGCGAGCGCGGGGAUGGCAGAUCUGUUCCGGUUAGGGAGAGAGCGAGGGAAGGAUGUGAAGGUGAUGGUGUUGCCAGAGGUUGAGCGUAAAGUGUUGAAGCCGCAUCCGUGUGAGAGAUUCAAGGUACCGCAGCCCCCGGCAGAUCCUAAGCGCACGGGCCCGCGGCCAUGCCCAGUUUGCUAUCUGGACGAGGAGCUCGCUAUAUCGCAGUUGCCGGCGGAGGGGACGUAUCAGUCGCCCGUCUUGAAGCGAUUGACCUUCGUGAGCGAUCCGGAUGCUGCGAAGCGGCCCUCGCCAGGGGCACCUGGGUCAGCGUUCGGCGGUUACCCUAGCUUGGAGGAUCGGGCUGCCAGUUUUAACGUGCGGGAGGAGAUGAAGGUGAAUUGCGGGUUUGUAAAAGGACCAACGCCUGGCCUGGGGACGGGUUAUGAUUUUGACGAGGAGGAUCGACAGGCCAUGCUCGCGUGUCGGGGAGUGGUGGUGGCGUCGGCAAUUUUCGGAAAUUACGAUCAGCUGCAGCAACCUAAGAAUGUCAGUGAUGAAGCUAAGAAGUCGGUUUGCUUCUUCAUGUUUGUAGACGAGGAGACAGAAGCGUCGCUCGAUGAUUAUGAGAAUUUCAGAACCACGAAGCAGGUAGGGUUGUGGCGUGUCGUGGUGGUGCGCAAUCUGCCCUACAGGGAUGCCCGUAGAACUGGGAAAAUUCCCAAGCUGUUGCUUCACAGGUUGUUUCCGAAUGUACGUUUCUCAAUUUGGGCUGAUGGUAAGCUGGAGAUAGUGCAAGAUCCGUACAAAAUUUUGGAGAGGUUUCUGUGGCGCACCAAUGAGACCUUCGCCAUCUCGCAACAUUACAAGAGGUUUGAUGUGUUCGAGGAAGCUGAAGCAAAUAAGGCUGCUGCGAAGUACAACAACAAGUCCAUUGAUGAUCAAAUAAACUUUUACAAGAAAGAAGGGUUGACUCCGUACUCUACCGCGAAGCUCCCUAUCACGAGCGAUGUUCCUGAGGGUUGCGUGAUCAUUCGUGAGCACACCCCAAUUGCCAACCUAAUGUCGUGCCUCUGGUUUAAUGAGGUGGAUCGCUUUACUUCCCGAGACCAGCUCAGUUUUGGCAUUGUCCGUGACAAGCUCAUGGCUGCUGUGCCGUGGCGGGUGACCAUGUUCAAGGAUUGUGAACGUCGUAAUUUUGUCGUCCAGGUAUACCAUCGGGAUCUCCUUGUGCAGAGAGGAUUGUUGCCUGUUGCAAAUUCUAGUAGUGUAGCGGUAGUGAAGGAAGUGAAAGGUGACUCAAGUCCUGUCGUUGGCAAGCCAGUGGUUAAGAACCAUGCAUCGUCAGGAAAACGCAGCAGCAUCCGCAGGAAGAGGAGUGAAGAACGACGUCCAUGAUUGAGAAGGCUGGCGUUUUACUGAAACACCGGAUGGAUGAGAACUAGAAUUCCAAGCUUUACUUCGCUGAUCAUCAGAUAUUCUUGUAAUGCUGCCUGAUUCGAGUGCUUGAUGGAGGCAUCCUAAGGUAGAUACCUGGGGCUGUUGCUCAAGCAGGAUCAAUUGUGAGAUUUGCAGCAAGUAGAGGGGGAUGCAAACGGGUUUGACCUCAUGGGUUCAGGGGAGGGCUAAAAUCAGCCCUGGAAUAUUGAGAUCAACUCCGUUUUGAUUCCAACCGAGGCAAUCAAAGGUAACAUACUAUUCAAUUGAAAGAGGGAGAGAGGAAUAGGCUACUACUCGUCAUGUGCUCACGCUCAUGGCGGGUCCAAUUUUCUUGGUGAGGCGAGUUAAAGAAUGUGCGUGAUGGCGCAUUUGGAUCUUUACGAUUCAAGUGAUAAUUUUGCUGUUACACAGCUGUUCGGUGGAGCGGCAGAAUGUGAGUGAUGGCACCCUAUUUGUACCAUAUGAUGCCCUGAUGCUCCAUCAUGGGUAAUUUAUCUACAUUUAUCCCUAAUUCUUUUUUUUUGUAA